Colossoma macropomum (tambaqui) is the source of this 3346-nucleotide messenger RNA. RefSeq names its product protein crumbs homolog 1-like. The transcript is spliced from 11 exons. Gene Ontology annotation, biological process: establishment or maintenance of epithelial cell apical/basal polarity; heterophilic cell-cell adhesion. Gene Ontology annotation, molecular function: calcium ion binding. Bases 108 to 3164 code for a protein of 1018 amino acids. The record is from RefSeq and is a predicted model, not a curated record. NCBI's taxonomy places the organism in Eukaryota, Metazoa, Chordata, Actinopteri, Characiformes, Serrasalmidae. Gene Ontology annotation, cellular component: plasma membrane; protein-containing complex.
CACACAGACACUUGGAUGAAGAUGCACUGUGGACGUGUCCUGUUGUUGUUGAUGGGUCUUCUCAGACAUCUCCAGAUUCACUCAGCUCGCCCACACUGACUGAGAUCAUGUCAAGGCUGAACGUGCUAGGUUGGACCAUUCUGUUGCUUUCUGCAGGUGUGUUCAGUGAAGAGGCCGCAGAUGUGUGUGACACCAAACCGUGCCAGAAUGAUGGUGUGUGUGUGAGGCUGGGUGGAGAUUACAGAUGUCAGUGUUCCAAUGAGCCCCAGGAUGGGCACCUUUAUGGUGGCCAAAAUUGCACAGUGGCACUGCUGGGCUGUGAACGGCACCGGUGCCAAAACGGAGCCACCUGCUCUCCUUACCUCAGCAACGGACGCCACAGAUACAGGUGCUCCUGCCCAGAGGGGUUCACAGGGACACGGUGCCAGACGUCCACCACUUUUUCUUUUGACAGGAGCGGCUUUCUUCACGUCCAGAACCCAAUAGAGGACGGCUCGGUGACCCUGAACGUGACCCUGAGCUUCCGGACGGUCCAGAGCACAGCUACCCUGCUGCGGUGCCAGGUGGACGAACAGUUUCUCUCGCUGGAGCUGCGGGACGGCCGACUACGGCACACCCUUCAAGUCCAGGAUGUCCAGCUGGUCCUCCUGGAGCUGUCAAGGGACGUUUCAGACGGCUACUGGCACACAGUCCACGCCUUCCUGCACAGCAGCGGCCUGCUGGGGGUCAGUCUGCUCGAGCCGUCCUGCACUCCUGAGACCUGCCACAAGGAGGCGCUAGUGGAGGCAGUCGAGUCAAACUCCCUGGCGGAGCUGGGAUCCGGCCUGGCUGAGGUCCAGAACCUCUAUAUCGGCGGGACGGGGGAACAGCAGCAGACCCAUCACACUGGAGAUGAACUUGCCGCGGACCGUGGAGCUGCUGCGUUUUUCCUGGGCUGCAUGCGAGACGUACGGCUUCGUUCUCAGACGGUGGUCCCGGGUUCAGGGGUCAGGCAGGUGAACGUGAGUCUGGGGUGCAGUGAGAGAGACGCCUGCCUGGACGGUCCGUGUCAGAACAGGGGCAGGUGCAUCAGCCUGGGGUGGAGAAAGCACACCUGCGAGUGCCAUCGGCCGUACGAAGGAGACGACUGCUCAGAGGAGUACAUCGCCGCUCGCUUCGGAAAUGAGGACUUGGAGAGCUACGCUGUCUUCUCUGUGCCGGAUGAGCCUGGAGACUCCUUCACUGUGUCCAUGUUCGUGCGCACUCGUCGGCCGCAGGGUUUGCUCCUCGUCCUCUCCAACAGCACCAGCCAGUACCUUCGCCUGUGGCUGGAGGACAGAAAGGUCAAAGUUCAAAUCAACAACUUCGAAAGCCUGCUGGGCCAGGACAUCAUUAAUGAUGGCCACUUCCAUCUGGUCAGCGUGUUCCUGGAGCCGGGGAAGCUGAGCCUCGCUCAGUCGGCCAAACCCCAGGGCAGCGUGGCCAUCCGGAGGCUGGUGGUGCAGGCCGGAGAUACGGUUCAUGUGGGAGGCUUGCCAGACCGCAAAGCCUCUUUGGCCUUUGGGGGGUAUUUUAAGGGCUGCGUCCAGGACCUGCGGCUGGGCUUCAGGCGCCUGCAGUUUUACCCCAUCAACACCACGGUCAGCUCCUACAGCCCGGAGAACAUGGUGGAGGUCACCCGUGGCUGCACUGGAGAUAACUCCUGCAGUAAAAACCCGUGUCUGAACGGCGGAGUGUGCUACUCCAUGUGGGACGACUUCACCUGCAGCUGCCCUCCCAACACAGCAGGGCGGCGCUGUGAGCGGGUGAAGUGGUGUGAUCUGUCUCCCUGUCCCUCCACCGCGGCCUGUCAGACACACAGCCAGGGCUUUGAGUGUGCUACAAACGCUACCCUCCGUGACGGCAGCCCCGUAAUCACUCACAGAGGCAACGGGAAAAUCCGGCGGUUCCUCCAUAGUGUCUCCCUGAGUUUCCGCACAAGGAAGCCUAACGCCACCCUGCUCCACGCAGAGCGGGAGUCUGAGUUCAUCACCGUCUCCCUCCAGGACGGACUCCUGGUUCUGGAGCUGCAGGUCAGAGAGAGCGCCCCCUUGCUGCGAGUGCAGAGCCAGACUGCAGUGAGCGAUGGACAGUGGCACAGCGCCGUCCUGAGCAUGGACAAUCCAGCUCUGGAGAGCUCCACCUGGACUAUGGUUCUGGACCAGGAGAAGGCCUCAGUAUCCUCUGUAGCUUCUGGAGAUCUGGACUUUCUGAGAGAAGACGUGGACAUCCUGCUGGGCGGUUCGGGCCCUUGGGCGAAUCUGGAGGGGUGCUUGGGUUUGGUGGAGAUUGGCAGCCUUUCACUGCCUUUCUACAGCCAGACUGAGCUCAACCUGCCCAGGCCUCAGGAAGAGCAGUUUCUGAGGACUUCUGGAAGUCCAAGCUUCGGUUGCCAGGGAUCCAGAGUAUGUGACCCCAACCCAUGCCAGAACGGAGGCGAAUGCCAGGACCUCUUUGACCUGUUCCAGUGCCGGUGCCCAUCUCUUUGGACCGGCCAGACGUGCGAGAACACUGCCGCCUGCCUCUCGAACCCUUGCAUCCACGGGUCCUGCAGUGUGGUCCCUGAGGGUUACAAGUGCUUGUGUGAGUCGGGAUACACUGGUCAGCGCUGUGAGGAAGAGGUGGACAUGUGCGCGGGACACAAGUGCAGCAAUGGAGGCACCUGUCUCAGAGGGCUCAAACAAUAUGCCUGCCUCUGCCCAAGAAACACAACUGGACCUCACUGCAAAGAAAGAGUUCCAGAACUCCCCUGGUACAUCGACAGGAUCCCGUAUCCUAAGUUGCCGGUCUCCGUCUGCGGGAACGAGAGGUGGAAUUACAGCUGCUUUAAUGGUGGGAACUGCUCGACUUUGGAGGACACAUGUGACUGUCUGCCUGGUUUCACUGGACAGUGGUGUGAGAUGGAGCUGGACGAGUGCGCCUCCAACCCCUGUCUGAACGGAGGCUACUGCCGGAACCUCAUCAACAAGUUCCAGUGCAUGUGUGAGAUGAGCUUCGCAGGAGAACACUGUCAGAUCGACGUCAGCGACUUCUACCUCUACGUCUUCCUGCUGCUGUGGCAGAACAUCUUCCAGCUGCUGUCCUACCUCAUCCUCCGCCUGGACGACGACCCGGAGAUCGAGUGGAACGCUGCAAAUGACGAGUAGACCUGAGAGCCCAAACUACAGGACUGAGGCUGGAGAAUGUGGGCCCUAAUAUGUGUGUCUUGGGGUGGUCAAGUGGUCAUUGUAAAAUACAGGGAUGUCUUGAAUAGAAGUACACUCUUAAAAAAGAUGGUUCUUCAAAGGUUCUUUAGUAAAGACAGUGGUUCUAUAUAGAACCAUCAGCA